ACCACACCCAGCUUACUACGAUGGUGGCCGUGGCCGUUGCGGGAAGUGUCAAAUUGUAGGUGUGUGUUUUUCGCGAUAUUGUAGGACGCGGCGUGAAUGAAUAUCGUGGCCCCAUCAAGUAGUCCACGACCAUGCAGUGUUGUCAGUCAGAUGAGGCUCGGGAACAGAAGAGAAUUAACGCCGAAAUUGAGAAACAACUCCGUCGAGACAAGCGAGAUGCCAGACGAGAACUUAAAUUAUUACUUCUCGGGACUGGUGAGUCUGGCAAGUCCACUUUCAUCAAGCAAAUGCGAAUUAUCCAUGGUGCAGGUUACUCAGAUGAAGAUAAAAGAGGUUUUAUCAAACUUGUCUACCAAAACAUAUUUAUGGCCAUGCAAAGUAUGAUUAAAGCUAUGGACCUUCUUAAAAUACAAUAUGGUGAUUCCUCCAAUCAGGAAAAAGCAGAACUGAUUAAAGGCAUUGACUAUGAAACUGUGACUACUUUUGAGAGUCCAUAUGUCGAGGCUAUUAAGGAUCUCUGGGCUGAUGCAGGUAUUCAAGAAUGCUAUGAUCGGCGCAGGGAGUACCAACUUACAGAUUCUGCCAAAUACUAUCUGGAAGAGAUAGAUAGAGUAGCGGCGCGGUCCUACUUGCCUACAGAGCAGGACAUCUUACGUGUGAGGGUGCCCACUACAGGCAUCAUCGAAUAUCCUUUUGAUCUCGACGAGAUCAGGUUUAGUUACCUUAGUGACCUGGAGCGCAUUAAAGAUCCCGAUUACUUGCCAACCGAGCAGGACAUCCUGAGGGCGAGAGCGCCCACGACGGGAAUCAUCGAGUACCCAUUCGAUCUCGACUCCAUUAUUUUUAGGAUGGUAGAUGUAGGGGGACAGAGAUCUGAAAGAAGAAAAUGGAUCCAUUGUUUCGAAAACGUUACUUCCAUCAUCUUCCUAGUAGCUUUAAGUGAAUAUGACCAGAUUUUAUUUGAAUCUGAAAAUGAGAAUCGUAUGGAAGAAUCGAAGGCACUCUUCAAAACAAUUAUUACCUACCCGUGGUUUCAGCAUUCGUCUGUAAUAUUAUUCUUAAAUAAAAAAGAUUUAUUAGAAGAAAAAAUUAUGUAUUCGCAUCUCGUUGAUUACUUUCCUGAAUAUGAAGGUGCAAAACAAGAUCAUAUCGGUGCCAGAGAAUACAUUUUGAAGCUUUAUCUUCGUGAAAAUCCUGAUCCAGAACGUUCCUGUUAUUCUCACUUUACUACAGCUACAGAUACUGAAAAUAUAAAACUAGUAUUUUGUGCUGUCAAAGAUACUAUUAUGCAGACAGCACUUAAAGAAUUUAAUUUGGCUUAAGAUACGGAAAAUAUAAAAUUCGUGUUUGCGGCAGUGAAAGACACAAUAUUGCAGUCGAAUCUUCGUGAGUACAACCUAGUCUAGUACUACUUACCCUGGUCUAGUUUGUGUCGCUAAAGGUGCCCCCGGCCUAUCUCUAGGCAGGGUUGGAAAAAUGUUUUCCUUUGUUUUAAGCGUGUUUGCAUUACUUUUUAGCAGUAUGUUUUUCAAUUGUGUUUUAUGAUAACACGGUAGUACAAACAUACAUUUUGUAAAGAACAUGUAUUAAAACAGAUUGAAAACAAGAAAAAACCUGUCUCCAACCAAAUGCAGCCGCAGCCGGGACCAAAAAAUGUGAAAAUGUGAUCUGUCCGUCACCGUUUAGUCCACGGGUCUUUUUAGAGAAAAAGCUGAAUAAACUCACAUAAAAACGUGAAAAAAUUUAUGUGUCCAACUGUGUGUAACACUUAGCAUAGUGUGCCAUUGGUGAAGAUCGAUGGAUUUUUUUAAAACAGUGCGACAAGCAAAAAACGUGACUAUUCAUUUUACUGGGUGUGACGUUAGUUUUCACUUUUACAUUAAUUUAGCAUAAGAAAGAUUCCUUAUUUCUUAUACAAAGUAUACAGACAAAAAAUAUAUUAAAAACUGGUUAUUACUGAAGAAAAGCAGUGGUCUUUUAAAUAUUCUCGUUAAUAUCAUUUAAUUUUCAAGCUGAAAACACGUUUGACAGAAAAUUCAUAGUUUCCAACUUAGUGAUGGAAACAAUAUCCGUAAAAUGUUAAUUUUAAAUUUUUCAUGAUCUAUUACAUUUAAAAUGAAUUAAAUAGGUUUUUAUUGACACAUAAGUUACUUUACCAAAACAUGUCUUUUAAAAUUUGUACAGUUUGUUUUCUAUUUAAAAAUAAUCUUGUGAUGCAGUUAGAAUAAUUUAUCAGAAACAUUAGAAAUCUUUGGAUAUUUUGAUAGAAACUAUUAUAACGUGUUUUGUUUCCUUAGAUUCUAUUGGUAUUGUAAUAUGUUCAUUACAUCUAAAUAUAACGUAGACAAUAAUUAUUGGCUUGCUUGUUUUACUACUAAGACUUAAUUUUUGUAAUAUUAAUGUAAAAAAUUAAUUCAACAUUAAAAUUAAGUAUAUCUAUUGUUUUUUACAUCAAUAUUAACUUUGGUUGCAGAAAAGUCUACUGAUUUCGAUAAACCUGUUAAUAACAUAUCAAUAUUUUAUAUUUUGAAACUGCUGAUUUGAAUAAAAAUAGAAGGCUAUCGAUCAAAUUAUAAAAAAUAUACUCUUUUUUGCAACAAAAGCUAAAGCUAUUUAUUUGUUGUGAUAUUGAAUAAAGUUUUCUACACCAGUCAAUAUAUAUAAUUAGAAAUUCAAGAGUAAUUACUAAAAUCCACACCAAAUCAUUAAAAUUGAAUUUCAUAUGAUUUGUAUGCAUUUUUGUUUGUAAUGCUUAUGAAACAGGUAUGCAUGUUCUGUUUCUUGCAUUUUUUUAUAAGAAUUGCUGAUCUUUCUUAUAUCUGAGAGCUGAACUUUUGUAAAACUGUUAUCUAAAGCCACGCCCAACUGGUAUUGUUAUAUAUAAUAUAUUAAAUUAAUGUAGAAAAUAGGAAGUAAGGAAACUAAAUUUUUUUGGUCCGGUACUUUUUUAAAAAAAUGUUUUUAAAAAGGCCAAAAUGGAGAGAUGCUUUUAUUUUGGCUCUCAAACUAGUCUGAAGCAUAGUGAUCGUAGUAGAUUUUCAUGGAGAAGAGGCUCUUGUACACUUUUUUAUUAAUUUAUUCCUAAAUCUCAUGUUUUCCAAUAUUUUUUUCGUCAAAACCUACUACAUCGCUAAUCUCAAAGAAUUUUUGACAUUUAUAUUGUAUCUUUAACGUUAAUCACCAUGUGUUAUGAGAGAUUUUGUUGAAACAUUGAUUGGCUACGAGGAAAAUUUCACAUGACCAAAAGUUACCAAGAAGAAACUUGAGUGUUGAGAGAAAUAUGUCCUGUAGACCUACAAUGGGCCAAUGCCUUUAUAUGCAAUAUGUUUUGUUGUAUUUGAUACUAAAAGUUGUGCAUUUUACCUUUAAUAUAGUAAGCCAGCUGGUGAAUACAGAUAAAUACUACAUAGCAGCAAUUUUUUGUGUAAACUUUUAAUACAUAUAACACAAAUAUGUACUUUUUUUCUACUCUUUUAAAAUUUGUAGACACAAAAAAUUUAAAAAAGUUUUUAAUUGAAAAUAUUGUUUUAUAAAAACAUGUUAAAAGUAUAUAUUUUGUAUUUAGUUUGCAUUUAAUAUUGUUUUUUACAGUGUAAAUUAAUCGCUGAUGGAUAUUCUUUUUGGCCUUCGAUCGGGAAUAUUGGGAUCUAAUGUGACAGAUAACUCGAUCAGAUUUAUGAACCGAAUUUAACAUCACUACUUACAUAUUAUACACUUAAUACAAUCACAACACUGUUCAUUUUAAUUUAAUUUAAACAAUUUUAACUUUUUUUUCACGUUGGUUUGUGUUAUCUAAAACUCUGCAUCAGAGUCAUUACAAAAUAUUUUAAAUUGUAUCCAAUAGCCUUGUUAGUUUUUUGUACUCUUUUUUUCUUCUCUUAACAUGUUUUUGAAUUAAAUCUUUAUAUUAGUUUCACUCGUAAGAUAUUUGUUUAAGUAAUUCCAUAAUUUUUUACCAUCAAAAGAAUUAUUCAUUAACAAAGACCAAAUAAAAAAUGUGAUACUCUGCUUUGUAGUAAAUAUUUGCAACAAAUGUUUACCAUAGCAUUUGGCCUAUGACAGUUGCGUUAAAUUACUGUUUAUAUAUAUAUAAUUUUAAGUAUUCAUUGUAUAUUGUACAGUAUGUGUCAAAACUUAUUUGUUAAUUAGCUGUUUUAUGUUGCCUUUUGUUCGGUGUACUUCAGGAAAUUAACAAUGUGAUUACAUUAUAUUUAUACAAACCUGCAUUUGAUAUACUAAUAGUUAAUAUAUUUUAAAUUGUUUAUAUUUUGUGGUAACACAGUUGUUGUUUUUAAGUACUGUAUAAUAAAUUAUUUGAGUAAAUAUAUAUUAGCUUUCUAUUAAUUUCCUGGAUUGCAAUGACAUAAAAUAUUCUUGUCUAAAGUAAUUGGCCCGACUGUAUGAAAGUCCCUGCAUGGAAAUUUCUUGUCACUCUAAGAAUGGCGGGAAAUUGCCUUGAACGAGAAAGAAAGAACGUGAUGCAAAUCUUGCUUUCUUUGCGUAUUUGUUCAGUUAACAUACUAUACUAAUGGCAAUUUAAAAAAUAUAUAGGAGCUUGGUUUUUUGUGGGUAUGAAUGUUGCCUGUUUGUAAUGAUGUGUAUGGUGAAGAGUGUUCGGGAUGUCUUGCAAUAGUUUAUGAAUUUGUAAAAUCAUUUCUUGUCAAAGUAUAGAAUUUUUUUCUGAU
This is a messenger RNA of Diabrotica balteata, 4685 nucleotides long. The record is from the annotation of a GenBank genome assembly. Lineage: Eukaryota; Metazoa; Arthropoda; Insecta; Coleoptera; Chrysomelidae.